Hyaloperonospora brassicae is the source of this 339-nucleotide messenger RNA. The record is from the annotation of a GenBank genome assembly. NCBI's taxonomy places the organism in Eukaryota, Oomycota, Peronosporomycetes, Peronosporales, Peronosporaceae.
AUGUCAAUGGCUGCUCGUCUCCGCUCGUUUGUCAACAGCCCCACGGGGCCCAGGACAACGCACUUUUGGGGCCCUGUCGCCAACUGGGGGUUCGUGCUCGCCGCCAUGGCCGACAUGCGAAAACCUGCAGAUGUGAUCUCCAUCAACAUGACGUCCGCGCUGUCGAUCUACAGCCUCGUCUUCAUGCGCUUUGCGUGGAUGGUCCAGCCACGCAAUUACCUGCUACUGGCGUGCCACGCCUCGAACGAAGCGGCACAGCUGUAUCAAUUGCAACGUGGUCUGCGCUUUCGAGCCAGCAAGAAGAAGGCUGCCGAGACGCAGGAGGAGAGUAAGCCGUAG